Messenger RNA from Saccharomyces mikatae IFO 1815, 915 nucleotides. Its product is annotated as bifunctional triacylglycerol lipase/ester hydrolase. Gene Ontology annotation, molecular function: lipase activity. The record is from RefSeq and is a predicted model, not a curated record. NCBI's taxonomy places the organism in Eukaryota, Fungi, Ascomycota, Saccharomycetes, Saccharomycetales, Saccharomycetaceae. Bases 1 to 915 code for a protein of 304 amino acids. The transcript has a single exon. Gene Ontology annotation, biological process: lipid storage. Gene Ontology annotation, cellular component: lipid droplet.
AUGCCUAUACAAGAGUAUACUAAAUCGAAAUUUCCGUGCUCGAUAUUAAAUAUCAAGCCUACCAUCACUAGAAGCGACGAGGAUGCUGCUCUGCUAGUGUGGAUUCCUGGCAAUCCUGGUCUUUUAUAUUACUAUCAAGAAAUGUUGCAGUAUUUACAUUCCAAGCACCCUGAUUGGGAAAUUCUUGGCAUAUCUCAUGCCGGAAUGACUUUGAAUGCUCAUUCUAACACACCAGUAUAUUCUUUACAAGACCAAGUAGAUCACCAAGUAGAGGUAAUUAAUAAUUUCUCACACGAAAACAGAAAAAUUAUUAUCAUGGGACAUUCAGUUGGGGCAUACAUCUUACAAAAAGUGUGCCUCUCUCACAAUCUGGUUGGUACUGUACAAAAAGUCGGUCUGGUUACACCAACUGUGAUGGAUAUUCACACAUCAGAGAUGGGUGUUAAAUUGACAACAGCAUUACACUAUAUCCCUCCAUUAGCACAUGUGGUAUCAUUGUUUAGUUACAUUUUUUUUUAUUGGAUUUUAUCAGAAGGAUUUUCAAGAUUUAUUAUUGACAAAUUUAUGGGCUGUGGAAGCACCAGCUGUCAAGCCGUGUUGUCCACAAGAAUUUUUUUAACUCAUAAGCAAUUUGUUCGCCAAUCUUUGGGGCUAGCUUCCCAGGAGAUGGAAGAAAUAACUACCAACUGGGAAUUCCAAGAUAAAUUUAUCAAUUAUUGUGAACAAAACGGAACUCUCAUUUGGUUUCUGUUCAGCAGUAACGACCAUUGGGUUUCUGGCAAGACCAGGUCGCACUUAUCGCAUUACUAUAAGGAUAAAGUGGAUCAAAAUCGCCUAGAAAUUGAUGUGACUGACAAGAUACCCCAUUCUUUCGUGGUUAAACAUGCGAAAUAUGCCAUUAAUACCUUUUUUUAG